CGUCGCGAUACCGCUCAUUCGUACCUCCGCCGCCGCACAGCGCUGGCGUCAACGUUGACAGUUCAUGUGAUUACAGGAGUCUUUGAAAAUAACCGGGAACAUGGAUAAGGAACACGCGCUCGAAGAAAUGAUGGGAAAGCUUGGGGACUUCGGCAAGUACCAGGCUUUCCAGUUCUUUCUCCAUAUCCUGGCGGCAAUGACUGCCGGUCUUCACAUGCUGUCCUUAGUCACUGUGGCCGCUGUACCAGACCACAGAUGCUGGAUCGAAGGUGUAGAUACCGAAGAAUCCGCAGCACAAUGGAACUCGACAGAAAUAUUAAGAGCCAUACCUUUAACACCUUCUGAGAAACUCGAUCAAUGCUUAAUGUUUUCCGAGGGAAAUGUUACGAUCGCGUGUUCGAAAUGGGUAUAUGAUACCACAUAUAGAUCGUCUUCCAGGGGAAUAGAAUGGAAUCUAGUUUGCUACCAAAGAUAUAAAGGAGCUCUGGCGCAAUCUUUUUAUAUGUUAGGAGUAUUCACCGGAGCAAUAUAUUUAGGUGGAUUAGCUGAUAAAAUUGGUAGAAAACCUGUAUUUUGCUGGUCGGGUAUUUUACAACUACUUUUAGGCGUUCUAGUAGCAUUUAUGCCGGAAUACUGGUCAUUCGCUGUCGUAACAUACUUAUAUGGCAUUGUUGGCUCGGCUGGUUCAUUCAUACCAGCUUAUGUAUUACUUACAGAAGUCAUCGGACCCAGUAAACGAACACAAUGUGCUACGAUCUUUCAUUGCAUGUUUUCAGUCGGCAUGAUUUGUGUUGCAAUAUGGGGUGCAUUUAUAGAUGAUAAAACCAUCUUGCAAGUAGUCUAUGGAUUACAUAGUAUAAUUUUAAUACCACAUAUUUGGUUAAUGGACGAAUCGCCUAGAUGGUUAUGGGCUCAGGGAAAAACAAAAGAGGCUGUGAAUAUCGUACAAAAGGCAUUGAAAUUUAACAAAUUAGACGAAGUUUUGGAUGUAGCAGAAUAUGUUGCAAGGGCUAAAAUAGAGUUUAACGAAAAAUUACAGAGACAGCCUGAAGUAUCCAAUAAAACUGGAGUUUUAGAUCUAUUUAAAACACCACAUAUAAGAAAGAUGACAUUGAUAAUUUGCUUAUGUUGGUUUGCGAAUUCGUUAGUUUAUUAUGGACUAGCAUUAAAUUCCGGCAAUAUAGAAGGAAACCCUUACUUAAAUACAGCUUUAUUCGCUCUGGUUGAUAUUCCGAGUUAUGCGGUGGUCUUUUAUUUUCUUAACGUAUGGGGGCGAAGAACUUUUAUCAGCUCAGCAAUGUUAGUCGGUGGUUUUGCAUGUGUAGUUGCAGCUUUUCGACCAGUAAGUGUUAUGGUUACAACCACAAUUGUUGUGGUUGGAAAACUGUGUAUAGCUGCAUCAUUUGCUAUAGCAUAUAUUUAUUGUGCUGAACUAUUUCCCACCGUGGUACGAAACUCAGCUUUAGGUUUGGCUUCAAUGUUUGCCAGAUUGAGUGGAUCUUUGACGCCGUUUAUUUCUUUACUCGAGACCUUGGAUCCUAAAGUUCCUUCUAUAACUUUCGGUCUCAUUGCACUCUUGUCCGGCUUCCUUUGUUUAUUUCUACCAGAGACCAUGCACCGAACGUUGCCACAAUCUCUUGCUGAUGGAGAACGGCAUGGUAAGGGAGACACUUGCUUUUCUCAAUGUUAUAAAAAUAAAGAAAGAUCUCAGAAACAAGAGGAUGAAGAAGCUACCACAUCCAUGGUGACUAAGGACAACGACAGUAAAAUUUAAUUUUGAACAGUAUUAAUUACUAGAUAUUGGACUUGCCAAAAUUUUAGAUUAGGUUUAUGAAAACUGACAGUUUUUAUGGGAUUCGGUGAUAACAUUAUUUUUACUUUCUAUUGCAUUAAUUAAGUAAGUAGUAGCAAGUAUUGUCUUGCCAUUUUAGUUAGAUUUCUAGUUAUACAUACUAUAUUUUUACAUUUGAUUUUAUUGUACUGAACAUACGUAAUUUACUGCACCUAAUUAUCCGUCCAUGACAUUGAGGUAACUAUAAUGAACAAAUAAUAUACGUAAAUAUUUUUUUAUACUUUUAGUUAGCAAUCCCCAAAAGAUGUAGGUAUGACCCAGUUAUUUACUUUAGUUUUAUUUUUUUGAAGAUCAAAAUAAUAGGUGAUCUAUUUGAUCGUAAAAAAGACAAAGAAAGACGAGAACGAAGAGAAGAGUAAACUUAGUGAUAAAGAAAAAUAUUUUAAUGAGGCAGCAUCAUUUCCAGGCUGCUGAUAAAGCCUUCAUUCCGUCCACUAUCCGCUAUCAUCAGGACUUUAGGCUUAUAGACUCAACAUUUCUGUAUUAUUUACUUUACUACAAUAAAAUGUACUUAACUAUUGUUACCAAUAUAUUUAUUAUUUUAUGAUAUUUAAAUAUCAAAUAUUAUAAUAUUUGGCAAUAUAAAAAUGAUAAUGAUGAAAAGAAAUAGAGAUAAUAAAAAAAUUGUGUCUGGAUUUAACCGACUUCGUUACCUAUAGAUUGCAAAGAUUUAAGUGCAAAGAUGAAAUAUAUCUUUGCAGGCAAUGUGGGAUGAAGAGGUGAUGUGAUGUGUACCUACUGUACUGAUGAGAAAAGAUUAUAGGAAUCACGGCUAUGUUUGGUGGUGGUAUUAUUUUAGUUUCAUAUACUUGUUUCGGUAUGAAUAAUGAAGCCUUGUAAUGUUUGAACUAAGCAGUAGAGUUACCUAUAUUUUUUAAAACAGGUAGGUACAUCUUAGAGCAUUAAACCAACGUACAUUGAAUAACAAGAUAUAUUCAAUUAAAUAAAAUACAUUUUAAACUCAAUAUUUUAUAUUAUUUACUUCAAACAAUAGAUAAAUAUUUUAAUCACAGUAAGGUAAAACUUUUAUAGACACUAUAGAAGAUAUAAGAGACGAGAAACACAUAGGUAUUUUAACAUGAAGAUCAUUUAAAAUAAGUACCUAACUAACUACCUAUGAUCACUAAGAUUUUCAUGCAAGCUGACAAUUUUUUAUAAGUAGGUAUUCAGUAUCCAAUAAUUAUUCUAAGCACGUAAAUAUACAGGGACGGGCAGUUAUUAUUUUAUAGCAAUAAAAAGAAAUGAGAGGAUACAAGGUAAUAUAAGAAGACUCCACAAAAUAAAAGACAAUAAUUCCAUAACAAUCACAGAUAAGAGUUGAAAUCUUACAACACUGCAUUAGUAGGUAUUUUUAUUAUAACGGAACUAAUAUUUUUAGUUUGUAAUAGGAGCAUAAUAUAUAAUUUUAAAAUUUAGCCUGUAUCCUGUAUCGCCAUAAGAAAUUAAAAAUGUUAAUUUAUAUAAAUAAUUAAGUAUAUGAAUGUUAAAAAAUAAAGAAUUUAUAAUUACCUUAUGAAAUGUUUUGAGCGAUUAGGUCGUAUAUAAUACCUGUAUGUGUCAUCUCACUAGGUUUCACCUCGCUUUUGGCGCCAAAAUGUUAUAAAUGAUGUACUUAUCGAUAUUAUGUUUUAUAAACGUAGUAAUAGUAUCUCAAUGUUUAUAAAUAGGGCAAGAUGAAACAUUUAUUGCCAAUGUAAGCUAAUAAGCUAGUUAACAAGAUUAACUGGGAAAUGUCGAUUCUUAGAUGUGAUUAAGCAAUAUAUUAUUAUGUACAUCUGAUGAUUUUUAAUGCAAUAAACCUUUAAAUAAGUAUUUAAUUCAAUUAAUAAUAAAUCCACUCAAAUAUGAAAAUAGAAAUAGAUAGCCAAAACAAGGGAAUUUAAUUGUUUCCGACAUGGCAGCACUGAUAAUACUCAAAAUAUUAAAUUUGACAAUUAUUAUAUAAUUUAUUAUUUUCCUUUUAAUUGUAAUGCAUCAGAAAUUGUAAUAAAUUUACAGCUAACAAUAAUGAAUAUUUAUUUACAUUAAAUAAAUCGUGCACUGUCCUUUUAACAGGCACUAUUUGAAUCCCAUGUUAAUAGUUGGUCAUAGCAAAUUUAAUUGUAACGAUAAUUAUAUAAGGUUGAGUCUUGCAUUACAUCAAUUCCGCGCUUA
Molecule: messenger RNA, 4006 nt
Organism: Colias croceus (clouded yellow)
Lineage: Eukaryota; Metazoa; Arthropoda; Insecta; Lepidoptera; Pieridae
Product: organic cation transporter protein
Exons: 3
Coding region: 101-1774 (557 amino acids)
Biological process (GO): transmembrane transport
Cellular component (GO): membrane
Molecular function (GO): transmembrane transporter activity
Source: RefSeq, a predicted model, not a curated record